Messenger RNA from Macrobrachium nipponense, 2931 nucleotides. Its product is annotated as glutamate receptor 1-like. The record is from RefSeq and is a predicted model, not a curated record. Gene Ontology annotation, molecular function: signaling receptor activity; ligand-gated monoatomic ion channel activity. NCBI's taxonomy places the organism in Eukaryota, Metazoa, Arthropoda, Malacostraca, Decapoda, Palaemonidae. The transcript is spliced from 15 exons. Gene Ontology annotation, cellular component: plasma membrane. The coding region runs from base 913 to 2853 and encodes 646 amino acids.
UACUACAAAGUUAUUGACUUGCAGUUAUUGUUGGUGAUGUGUCGUUUUUCCCUGUAAGCGGAUGGUUAUAACAAUUUCCCCCUCUUUUCUCUCCUAGAUAGCAUGAGACUUGCUUUCUUUUGUUGUGUUUGUGUUUGUGAUCAAGAGGCUAAAGAGCCGCACUGGGAGCAACUGGUUUUCUAGUCCUAACUUGGGUCGACCCACGUAUCGUUGGUACGGCAAAGAGGGAAAGUCUAGGACGACUGCGACGACGACGACGAUGAGGACGACGCUGCCCUUGGUGACACCAGUGUAAGGUUUCCUCCAAAUGACUGUGAUAAGACUCGAGGAAACUGUUCGUUCGGGAAGAUAAUACGGCUCCGGAAUCAGGGGAGGAAUUUCCUGCAGGAAAUUCGGAGAAAGCCGAUGUGGGUUCUUGGAUUAAGGUUGUAAGACAGAGCCGUAAUUGUAAGUCUAACCGAUGGGAUGUCAUCUGGCGAAGGUGGCAACGUUAACAAAAUAUCCGCCAUCAAGACACCAGGAAUCAUUCAAGGAACAUCAUCGGGAAUUACUCAGUUAUUUCGUGUUUUUUGCCAUCUGAGAAGACCGGCAUUUUUAAAACAUACUUGUUUAGUGGCUUCAAAGUCUUUUCAUUCUACCGUGACUCUUUAGAAUUUCGUCACAAAGUCACCUAGAAAACAUUCAUGUCAUUUUGUUCAGAUCUUUAGAAAGUACAAAACGGAAAGAAAGUGAUAAUUCGAGUACGUUCAGUGCCCAGCAUACCAAAGUCCAAAAUUAUCGUGACAAAAAACGUGAUUUUUUAAUGUCAGCUGCAGCUGUGAUCAUAAAGCUGUGAUCCCUGCUCUCCCAAGAAAGUUGGCACAUCUCCGUAUCAGCAAGUAGAAUGAUCUAUUCACCUGAAUCAGGCAGAUAAUGGCGAGGAUGGAAUCGCAUUCCUUGAGAAAGAUAAGAUUCGUCGUGUUGUUGCUCAGCUUAUACUUCCUGGCACCACCCGCGAGUGCCAUGGGUCAAAUCGAGUGCUUGUGCCUCUGCCAGAUGAUAUAUGACGUCGCCACAGCCAAUAGUUGGCAGUCCAUAACAAUCGUCUUCACAGAUGAGGAAAAAGUUUUGACUCCUCGGUGUAUUAUAACCAGCAGGCUUCUUCAGAGGCUGUGGAAGUUGGACGUAAAGGUCAACGCCCUCUAUUACAGUUCUAGUCUUCAAAAUUAUGACAUCAGACACCACAGCAAUGUCGUCACCGUUUACAACAACUCGACAGCCCAUUUGUUGAUCGAGGCAAACGAGAGCGGCGACCUCCUCAUGCCCAGCUGGCUGUUGAUAACUCCGCCUGAGACGAAGGGAGAAAUAAUUCGCCAAAUGGAGGCUUUCGAUGUCUUCAUCGACUCCAGUAUACUAGUCGCUGCUUUUGCUCAUUGCGAGGCAGAAGUUAAAAGUCCCUACCGCGUUGGUCCUAAGGGCAGAGUCAUCGUUGAGGACAUCGGGACUUGGAACUCCACCAGGGGCUACCAGGUCCGCUCGACGCUCGGUCAUUACGACAGAAGGGCUGAUUUCAAAGAGUAUCCAAUACACGGCACGGGCGUAAAAGUCUUCGAAUUCUUCACAACCUACCUGAAAAACAACAGAGUAAGCGGAUAUGUUGGCGACCUAGUAACGACGUUACAAAGGACACACAACUUCACAUUAACGUACCAGACGCUGGAAGGCUACGCCUACGGGAGCCUCGUCGAUCCAGCGAGCAACAAAUGGAACGGGAUGGUCGGGGAGUUGCAGGAGAGGAGGGCAGACCUAACUGUUUCGGAGCUGUCCGUGACGCAGGAGCGCAGCGAAAUAAUCACAUACACUCAGCCUAUACAUAUGAUCAGCCGCAAGUUAUUCGUAGCGACUCAGGAGGACUUCCAGAAGAAACUGAUGGCCUACGCGCUGCCCAUGGAAUCCAUCCUCUACGCGGCCGUGUUCCUCACCAUGGCAGUCCUCGUUAUCUUCCUGGUCAUCGCCGAGAGGGUAUACAGACGCUAUUUCCCUCAGGAGAUGGAGGGCAUCUUCCGUGCCGGGAUCUCGGAUGCAUCCUGGGUCAUGGUAUCCGCGCUUCUCCAGCAAGGAAGCGACAAGCAGCCCGUCAGUGCAGCCUCCCGUGCCAUCUUUUGGCUCGGGUACUUCUUAUCAGUCAUCGUCUACACGUCCUACUCCGCCACCCUCGUCUCCCAUUUGGCUGUCGAGCGACCCGCGUCCCUUCCUUUCUCUAAUCUCCGCGAACUCUCGCUCCAACCCGACUGGAACGCCGGGUGCAACGAAAACGAUCUUUUCCAGGUCACGGCCUCGCAAACAUGCCUCAAUUCCCAGACGGAGGAGUGUCGUGUUCUGAGAAAUGUUUGGAAUAACAAUUUCAUGCGGAACCCCGAUAAUCUUGUUUCGAGUUACACAGAAGGACUACAGAAGGUUUUAAAAGGAAAAUACGUCUUCAUCGGCGUUGGCGUAACGACCAAUAACUACAUCAGACAACUGGAUGCCCAAGAUGCCUGUAACGUCAAGGAGCUGCCUGGUAGUUACUUGACAGGAGGAAUAGCUAUUGGGCUUCAGCCUUCGUCGCCCUUCAAGAUUAUAUUUGACAGGAGUUUACAGAAGAUGAGAGAAAACGGGCUGAUGGACAAACUGGGCUUGAAGUACCUGUCGGCGAAGAGACUUUGCAGCAGCAGUACGAGCGUUUCGGCGAAGCUUCUGGACGUGGCUGCCCUGUUCCUGCUGCUAAUUGCUGGCGUUGGAUUCAGUGUGCUGUUCCUGAUCGGUGAAGUAACAAUGAAAAGGAUGUUACAGCCUGCAGCGGGCUUGGGAAGUACAGUCGGGCUCGAGUCCUGAAGAGCAGUCUUACCUUGUGAAGGUUCGUUUGGAGCGAAAAGAAAAAGGCGAAGCACAAAAUGGAAAGGAAAGUCUUUU